CUUCUCAUGGUCCAGCUUUGGGACAAGAACAAAUUCAGAAAAGAUGUAAUGUUAGGUGAAAUGGUGAUGGAUAUAACUCACUUCAAAGGUACUUCAACGUUUUACACUACGAGGAUAGAUCGAAGCGAACGCGAAGGAGGUGCAAGCUCUGCAGCAGGAGAUGUUGCUGUGUCAGGUUAUGUAUUGCCUGCAAAGAUACCAGAUGUUGCUGCAGAUUUCAAAAAACCAAGAAACCUCCGUUUCCAAAGCCAAUGGUCAAAGUACAAAAAACCAGGAGAUGAAGUUGACACCAUUAAUCUCCUUGAUACGGAAAGUCUUAGAGGAUGGUGGCCUGUGUUGAACAAGAAACAUUUCAAUAAAAAAGAUGAUGAUGAUGCAGCAAAAAAGAAAGAUGAUGAUUACGAUCCCAAACAAUUGUAUAUUAUGGGGCUAGUUGAAUUAGAAAUGUCGUUGGUCACAGCAGCAGAAGCAGAAGCUGAUCCAGUGGGGAGGAAAAGAAAAGAGCCAAAUCAUGUAAGAAUUUAUCCAAAGUAUAUGAAGUGCGCGAGGUCUUAUUGGAAGACCUCAUUGUCAGAACACUCAGUCCUUUGCUGCUAG
Messenger RNA from Cylicostephanus goldi, 597 nucleotides. The record is from the annotation of a GenBank genome assembly. NCBI's taxonomy places the organism in Eukaryota, Metazoa, Nematoda, Chromadorea, Rhabditida, Strongylidae.